Porites lobata is the source of this 9403-nucleotide messenger RNA. The record is from the annotation of a GenBank genome assembly. Lineage: Eukaryota; Metazoa; Cnidaria; Anthozoa; Scleractinia; Poritidae.
GGCAAAGAUGGAAAGGAUGGACAACAUGGUGGGUCAUCCAUUAAUAUGCAGCAAUUUUCCUUUAUUAUUAGGCUGCCCGUGAGGGUAACACUCAAAUUAUCAAGAAAUGAGAAGCAAAUUCACAUUGUUAAGUUUUUUACUUUUUCUUUUGAAAAAGAUCCUCCCAACACUAUAAGCUGUGCUCCUAAAAUUUUCAGCCGUGCACCUAAAAUUUUGGCAGCGCAACUAAAAAUUUACAUCUGGUAGCACAAAUGCUGCCCAAACUCAAAUUUAAACUUUGAGCCCUGUUAAAAAAGUAUUUCAAACACCAAAAUUAACCCAGUGUCACAUUUUAUAGCCAUAGAACAACAAUAAUUUUUAGAAUUUCUUGUUAGAUCAGAUUAGUCACGUUACUACUGUCAUGUCAUGCUAUAUUUUCGGUGGCAGAGGGAUGGGAAUGAGAUGUGGAAAUGUCCCAGUUGAAAAUAAUGCCAAUCGUUUCUAGCUCUAUCCCAUUCUCCAGCGGGCAAAAAGUGUAAAUUUUAUAAUGUACUGGUAUAUAACUUCCCAAAAUAAUAAACCACUGCACCACUCCGUCGGCACCCCAAUGAACCCCCACUAUAUGGGGUUCUCAUUACAACUGACAUUAAUGCAGCCAUGAUUAUAGGUUAAGAAAUAAUGCCUCCACGGCCACUGGUAUAAUUAAGUGUUGUUUUUGGUUUGCAGGAAAAGAUGGACGCGAUGGAGUGAAUGGUGAUGUACAUUUUAUGUUCCUGUCAUUCUCAAAAUAAAUCUUAUCCAUGGGGCUCAUUCUGUUCAUUUACUGCAGUAACAUAUUUUUGCAACAUUCUUCUCCCCUUCCCUCUUAGCUGGUUGUCUGUGUUCUACCCCAGCUUUUAGACAAUUCAUUAGGCUGUUCUCUAAGAAAACUUAAAGGGAGCCCUGGAUGCUCUGUAUCUGCAGAGAUUCCAACCCCAUGUGAUGGAAAAUAGGGAGUAAUUAUUAGUGCCAAAGGCGCGAGCUUCUAGGGGGGUCAGGGGGCAUGCCCAUGGGAAAUUUUGCAAAUUUAGGUUCUCUCAAGUGCCAUUUCCUGAAUUUUGACAUCAUUCCGGCCUGAGUUAUAACAUACCAUAAUGCUCUUCGUGAAGAAAGUAAGUAUAAUAUGAGUGUUUCACAGUGACAGAUCGCCAAAAAUUCUAAAGAUUAGCAAUUUUCCCCUAGUUUUCAGAAUUUUAUAAUAAAUCGGGAGAAUUUGGUAAAAAUCGGGAGAGCGGGAGGCAAGACAUCAAAUCGGGAGACUCCCGAUCAAAUCGGGAGGGUUGGAAUCUCUGGUAUCUGUGAAAUCCAGGGUAACAAGUGUAGGACUUUUUUGAUAAAGCUAAGAUGUCCUUUAGGGGCCACUGGUUGCUGCUAGAGAAUCAGCCCCGUAAUGUGAAUAUUACAUUCUGUUAAUUGUUUUGAACACAGGAAAAGAUGGCCGUGAUGGACGAGAUGGCAGUGGAAUAAAGGCUGGCCUUUCUUAAUGUUAAUGCAUUGUUUUCUCUUUUUGAUUGAAAAGUUCAGGAAUAAAACAAACCAGAGAACUGUAUAUCUCAGACACGUUCUCUGUAGUGAGAAGAUAACAUGUUUCCAAAAAGAAGUUUUACUGUAUUUAAACUAACAUUUUGAAGCUUGAGGUAACGUAAAAAUUUAGGCUUUCCCUUUUCAGAGAAAGAAGAGGAAGACAUAAAAUGAGAUUUAUUUCUGAAAGAAAUAAAUGGUUUUAUGCUUAAUGUGACUGAUCAUUAUUGUAUUUCUCCAGCUACCAGCAAAGGAGGGUUUCCUGUCAUCCAGGUGAUUUGUCACGAAAGUGUCAUUUAUGUCACGGGUCAUGUAAGUCACAGAAGCGAGGCACAAGACCUCCUUCCUCGCAUUACAAGACAGUCAGAAACAUUUUUGAUGGCGACCGGAUUUAGAUGCAGGAUGCUUGCGAUUUAUCAGUCUCUUUCGCUCUUCUUGGGUCUUACCUACCGAGCAUCACCUCUUCUUUGAGAUAAGUACUAGAUUAUUGCCCGAUGGCUCACCGCUUACUCUCGGUGCUGUAUUGAUGUCCCCAGUCAUGUUCGUGCACAUGAUCGUCUUGUUGAUUGCGGGAAUUCAUACACGUUGCGGUCGUUUAUGCUAAUGAAAUGCCAUUGUUUAUUGGUAACAUCGAAUUCUACAUCCAAUCGACCAUUAAUUUGUUAUGUUUUCAGUUACACUGGCUUGUAUGCUAGUCCGUUCGGUGUCCGUAGCACAGUUUCGUUGUCCCUCACACUGGUUGUGCCCCGUGUUCUUCAGCUACUUGUAUCGUUGGCGCCAACUGGCGCUAUAUUUGAAAUCAGUAACACUCGCCCGAUCUUCAGUUGAAAUUUUUAUUUAUACCAGCCUGGAGCUGGGUCUCUUUGUUUAUGAUCUUGUUUUAUGAUUUGGAAAGACACUUUAUUUAUUCAUAAUUAUUUUCAGUUUACCUUUAUGCACAUUUGAGCAUUUUUGACCUUUGGACUCAGCUUAUGUGUAUAAUUAGAAUUACAGUAUUAUAAAAAUAAAAAACAACAACAAAACAAAGCCAAACAAAACGAUGCGUUAUUAAACCCUACAGGCUAAAACUUGCAACCAUUCUAACAAAGUUAUCUCAGAGGUACAGUGUACUGUAUCAGCAUAUCAGGUUUAUCGUUUGCUGUUCAUAUGUCAGUUUUGUCUGCAUAUUGUGUUUUUAUCCUGUUGCAUUGUGUAUCGUUGUGUUCUGUUGUUUUCCUUUAGUCGCUGUCGGCGACAUUCUGUCUGCCAGUGCUUACUUCUGAGCCGUUUUUUCAGUGUGAGGCUUUGUUCCUCCACUUGUAUUUGAGGCGUUGAUCUCAUUUUGUUGAGGUUUUGUCCUCAUGUUGUAUCAAGGCUUUGUCCUUGUUUUUUAUAUUGAGGCUUCGUCCUCAUAUGCCCUCGUAUUAUAUUGAGGCUUUGUCCUCAUAUUUUAUUUUGAGGCUUCGUCCUCGUAUUAUAUUGAGGCUUUGUCCUCAUAUUUUAUUUUGAGGCUUUGGCCUCAUAUUUUAUUUGGGGCUUCGUCCUCAUAUUUUAUAUUGAGGCUUCAUCCUCAUAUUUUAUUUUGAGGCUUCGGCCUCGUAUUUUAUUUCGAGGCUUCGUCGUCAUAUUUUAUAUUGAGGCCUUGUCCUCAUAUUUUAUUUUGAGGCUUUGUCCUCAUAUUUUAUAUUGAGGCUUCGUCCUCAUUAUUUUAUAUUGAGGCGAUGUUCCUCAGUUUGAGGCUUUGGUCCUCAUUGUUCUAGGCCCCUGUUCCUUUGUUUGUACUGCUUAUUUGAUUUGUUUCCAGUGAUAUGUGUGUGGUUCUGUUUGUUGUAUUUUUGUCUAGGGUAACCAGAUGCCAAUAUUAUUUGGUUUGAAUUUCUAUUCACAUUUUUUGCCUUUUUUGUCUAUUUUUUAGUCUUUAUUCGUGCAAUCCGUUAUUUUGGUUUACAUGCAGCUACAUUAAGUUUAAUCUCCGGUUUUGUUGGCUCCCCUGUUUUGAUAUGUGUGAACAUUACAGUCCUGCGUUUAUUGUGAUGGGACACUGUAAUACGUUGCUUUAUGCUUUACUCUCCAUGUCACAUCAGUGCUUUUAGCUUUGUUGUUUUUGAGGAAUUUACUGUUUAUUCGUUUUGUUUGGGAGAUCCUGAUUGAUUUAUUAAUUGGUUACACAUUGUUCUUUAAUCGUAGCACAUUCUGGCUUUUUUAAAGAAGUUGUUUUUAUAGUUUUUUCAUUUUACUGCAGGUGCUAAGGUAUACACAUGCAGCUCCCUUUCAUGGACACCUUUUCAAUGAAGCCAGUCUUGAGCAGAGUACCAACCAGCUUUAUCCAACCAUCUUCAGCUUUCCCUUGGCAUCUCUCUUAAGAAAGUCAAUAGCUCUGCAUUCUCUUUGGUUCCUCAAUUCAGUUCAACAUAGUAUGCCAGAAAUGUUCCAAAGAGUUGUACACAUUCUGCUGAUCAUUUUUCCAGGAGUUACAUCUCUAGUGCCGGGCUACUCAAGAGCAGCUGCUGCGUCCCUUGGCAUGUGGCACCUACGUGUACAUCUACUUGGGCAGAACUUUUCUCAGGCUACUUUGGCUUGCCGGGCAUUGUGAUUGGGUAUACAUGUAGCUCAAGUUUAUAGGACAUGUAUGUCAUUUGAUACUUAUGUGCAGGACAUAUGGGCAGUGACAUUGUAAUAUGUAGAAUUCUCACCACAUGAGUCAGGGUCAUUCGGCCAUCUUACAGUAUACUAAUUUUUUCACUUUAUUCACCUGUUAGUUUCCUAGGUGAUUUCUGCUUAUUGUAUAGUUUCAAGGUGACUGUGUGAGCAGGGGCCAUACAGCCAUCUCACAGAUUUUCAUUUGAAUCAGUUACAUCAGUGAGUUACGUCAGACUUUUUAUUAGUAUCAUUCAGGGUGACUGUGUGAGCAGGGGCCAUACAGCCAUCGCACAGAUUUAUUGUAAUCAGCCACAUCAGUUAGCUAUUUCAGACUUUUGAUAAGUAUAAUUUUGCAUGACUGUGUGAGCAGGGGCCAUACAGCCAUAUCACAGAUUUCCAAAUUUAAUCCGUCCAUUAUGUCACUGAGCUAUGACAAUUUAGAGUAAAUUGUUAUUAUUUAAAUUCAUGUUUACAGUGUGGGGAGGGGCCGUACAGCCAUCUUACCGAUUUCAUUUUAAUCAAUUACAUUAACGAGCUAUUUCAGCUUUUUGAUAAGUACAAUUCAGCGUGACCGUGGGAGCAGGGGCUAUACAGCCAGAUCACAGUUUCUCAAAUUAAAUCAUUUCAUUAUGUCACUGAGCUAUGACCAUUCAGCCUAAAUUGUUAUCAUUUAAAUUCAUGGUGACUGUGUGAGCAGGGGCCAUACAGCCAUCUUACCGAUUAAUUUUCACUUCUAAUUAUUUCAACCUGGUUUAACUUUACAGCUUUUAAACACGUUUGAGCUUCGUAUCGAUGUGGCAUUAGUGAGGCCAAUAUUAUAAGUUGACUGUGUGAGCUAACAGGCUAUACAGCCAUUUCCUUUAUUCUAGCUACAGUAGCCCAUUUCUGUUGGUGACAUCAAUCCACUUCUGUAUCCAAGACUUAGGAAAACAUUACUUAAAACUCAUUUGCUUAUGUAGGCCAUUUUAUUCCCUUCUAGUGUCCAGUGCUUAGUGGAUAAGUGCAAUUUAUGAUGGCUGUGUGAACAAGGGCCAUACAGUUAUCUCAUUCAUUUUCACUUUUAAACUGUUAGUUAACUUAAGUGAUUCACACUUUUUGAUCUGUAUCAGAUUCAAUAACAGUGUGAGCAAGGGCCAUACACCCCUCACAUUCAUUCAAACUUGUAUAUUUCUGUUGGUUACACUGAUCCAUUUCAGUAAGCAGGGCUUUGUAAACAGCCUUACCAUUCUAUUACUAUAUGUUUAUGUGCAUAACCUCCACUGAACUAAACUGGUGGAACUAAGCUGUAAGUGACAGUGACAAAGAAUGAAUACAAUGUCGUAUUGCUAUGAACACACAUGAGCCGUUAUGGCGCUAGUUGACUCUAUUGUUGUAAGGUGUACACGGCUGGAUGAUUAUAAUACAUGUAUAUUCAUCUCAGCUCUCGCACAUUGACAUUUUUUAUUUUUAAUGUGGUAUCUUUCUUACCUUUAACCCCCAGAGGUUUUGUGUGACUGCAUUGGUUGGGGGAUACGUUCCCAAUUUUUCCCAUGUGGUUUUUCGGGUUUUCGUAUCAGGCGGCGCACACCUUUUUCCAUUGUACAUUUUGAUUUGUAGGUACCAGUAGUUUCUGUUGGCGGUCGUCUUGCUUUGGCCUCGGGUGGGGCGGCCCUUUCACUCGUUCCUUGCUCUGGGCUGUGGCGGGUGUGCCCUCACCUUUGCUGGGAUAAUGUUCUUGUGUAUCUAGUUUUCCCAGCUUUAUAUGCUUUGAUUUAAUAAACGGCCACUCCCAUGGCCAAAAUAUCCCAUAAUGGGAUUGUGAUUAUUUUGUGUCCCAGCAAACAGAGCUCACCCAAAGCGAGACUCUGCCAACGUCAAUAACUUUCGUAAUAUGUAAAGGAACAUGAAGCAUAAAUGAGAUUUAUUUCUGAAAGAAAUAAAUGGUUUUAUGCUUAAUGUGACUGAUCAUUAUUGUAUUUCUCCAGCUACCAGCAAAAGAGGGUUUCCUGUCAUCCAGGUGAUUUGUCACGAAAGUGUCAUUUAUGUCACGGGUCAUGUAAGUCACAGAAGCGAGGCACAAGGCCUCCUUCCUUGCAUUACAAGACAUUCAGAAACAUUUUUCCCUCCCUUCCCUCCCGUUAGCUUUAUUUUACCCUAGGGAGUGGCGGGUGUGCCCUCACCUUUGCUGGGAUAAUGUUCUUGUGUAUCUAGUUUUCCCAGCUUUAUAUGCUUUGAUUUAAUAAACGGCCACUCCCAUGGCCAAAAUAUCCCAUAAUGGGAUUGUGAUUAUUUUGUGUCCCAGCAAACAGAGCUCACCCAAAGUGAGACUCUGCCAACGUCAAUAACUUUCGUAAUAUGUAAAGGAACAUGAAGCAUAAAUAAUUUUAAAAAAAAUUAAUAACCUUAAGGGGCACUGUCACUAGGUAUAUUUGCAACAAUGGAAACAGGACAGAAAAAAUAAUUUUAGUCAUAUGUUUUGAUUGUUGCAAGCCUUAACAAAAAAGGAACAAGUUAUUGCUAGUCAUUCAUAUACUGCCUUACAAAAAUUGCUUGCUUGCCUGAAGUUACUUGCCUGGCACUUAAAGGGUGGGGAACUUGUCUCAAAACCUCCAGCUGAAAAUUUUUUGAGCCCUGGUUUUUUUACCAGUCUUUGAAGUUAAUAUCUUUUUGCAUGAGCCUGAUAAAUCCCCUGUCCCCAGUGCCAAGGGGCCUGGAUCCAAAAUAUAAUGAUUAUAUUUUAUCCAGGCCCCUUGGCAGUGGGGACAGGGGAUUUAUUGAUUUAAGACACUAUUAGGUGCAAGUUAAGAUAGAGUAAGCGACGCGGUCAACCCCCCACGAUUUCAAAUAUUGAGAAUUGAUAGCAAAGGGAUCAUAGAUGACGUCAUAACGCAGGGCGCAUGACGUCAUUUGUGCAAAAAAUACCUGUUGACUCCGAUCGCCACAAAUUUGCGAUGACGCAAAACGUGUGAAAAAGAUGUUGUUGGCAUUGUAAUGUUUAACUUGAUUGGGUUACUUCUCACCAAUCUCGUUAAUUUUUAUGUUACAAUGGCAUACUGGGGUUAACGAGGAAACGUUCGAAGUUAACAGGACAAAAAUAGCUCAAACAACGCAAAAUAUUUGAAAUUUUAUUGUCGCAAAGUCGACUCUACAAGAAAUAGCAAAAUUCGGCGAUUAUCCGGGAGAUUUCAUACUCUAAUCUGGAGACUGGGAGAUACGGUCCAAAAUCUGGAGUCUCCUAGAUUAUCCGGGAGAGUUGACAGCACUGAGUAACCUUUCUUACCCUAUUCUAUGGUUAUACAAAUAUGCACGUAGUCACUAAAGCAGGUGUAUCUAGAUAAACUCAGAACUACAUGUAAUGUUAAUUUAAAUAUGGGCAUGGAGCAGUUUUGGUCACUUUUAAACUAAUUGCAUUAAUUAUGUGUUGACUUUUAAUUUUUAGUAAUUUUGUUACUGUUAAUAAAUAAACGUUAUUUAGUGGUAGCAAGUCCAUGAAGCGGUUCUUCACCUACCACAUUCAAAAAGCAAUGUGCCACCCCAUAACUGCAGCACCCAUGCACCAUCAUUUUUCUCCAAUAAGGCUGAAGUUCCUUAAAAGAUAAAUAAAAGAUGAAUAAAAUUAAUAGUAGUAGUCAUCUUCUAAGUUAUAGUGUUAAUUUGUCAGUUUGCGUUUCACCUUGUAAAUAUCUAUGUUAGGGAGAAAAAGGAGAAACAGGGAAACCAGGAAGAAAUGGAAGUGCAGGUGUUAAGGUAUUAUAUAUACGUUCUGCUUUUCAAAUGGCGGUUUUUAGUUUCUGGAUCCAUACACUUGUAUCAGUGAUUACAUUGGGUGUAGAAAUGUCUUUUGUGUGUUUAAUUUUCGGUUGGACUAAGCAAAAUGAUCAAAAUUAUACAGACCAGACCAGUUAGCUUUAUUUUGAUUACACCACAGUAUAGAUUGUCUCUAUUUGUUAUUUACCAUCUUCAUCAUCAUCAUUGUCAUUCCUUUGUCACAGUUUGCUUUAAUUACUUAUUGUUAUUGUUAUUAUUAUUAUGUUUUUCUUCUUUCACAGUUCGUACUGUCCAGGGCUCCGAGAAGCGCCCAGUUUCCUUGGGAGCGGCUGGGGGGGGGAGUUUUCAUUUAAUUUGUAGACAGCACUUUUUGUAAAAUAUGGGCUGUGCUUAGAAGACUGAUCUUUGAGAGUUCUUCGAUAUUGAUAUUUUUAUUGAUAUUCAUUUUUUCCACGUAUUUUCCCAGGCCCGUCUUUAGUAGGCCAAGAGCUCCAAUAUUUACAGGCACAAUUUCUGUUUUAAGGCCCCAUAUUCUAGAGAUUUCAAUCUCUAAUUCCGUAUUCUUUGAAAGCUUUUCAAUCAUUUUGACAGAUGAUGAUGAUGUUGAUGAUGAUGAUGAUGACGAAGAUGUUUGUUAUUACGUCUUGUUUAGCAGUUAUUACUGCUCAGAUCUCCGAGGAGCUACCAGUUUCCUUGGGAGUGGCUGAGAGGAGGGGGGAGUCGCUAUUAUCUCGUUGGUAGAGAGCACUUUUCUUAAAAUGUGGCUGAUCUUGUGGAUGUCCUCAAUAUUGAUGUUUCCAGGGAUUCUGUUGACGUAUUUUCCCAGGCCCUUUGUAAGCAGGCCAAGUGCUUUUUAUUAUUUCUGUUGCAGGGGGUGAAAGGAGAACCAGGAAUGGAUAAAAACAGUAAUGGUGGUGUUAAAGUAAGUGUAAGUUUCAUGACCUUUUUUCUCUGUAAGAAAGAACACUUUAACAACCUUGAUCAGUUCUCCAACAUGGAUUUACCUUCAAUCAAAUAUUUGUUUUUUUUUCUGCCAACUAAUUUUCAGUGUCCAAAACAAAAACGAAGGCACAUGCUUUAUCCAACACACAUGCUUUAUCCAACACAGCGACACACACCAUUUUCAUUCAAUCUUCAUCUCCCUCACGCUUCUAAAUGUUACAUUCGACCUGUUAGUUGGUAUGUCCGAGUUGGCGCUCGACCAAACUAACUAACAGGUCGAAUUUUAUUUCUCCACGGAUACCUUUCUGGUACAAAACAAGUACCGCAUGUAACUAUAAGUUUUCUCCUUGUAUCCCUAUAGUAAAGGAUAAAGUGGUGAUCAGGUUUUAAAAUUCCCGAGCUCUUUGGCUAUCUACUAGAAUAUUAAUAUAUGUUCAUUAUAAUUAUAAAUACUUUGUUUGAUAAGGGUGAGAAGGGAUCUCGUGGUGACAAAGGAUCCCAAGGAGAGAAGGGAUCACAAGGACAAAAAGGAAUUUCGGGAACGUGUGAUACAAAG